CAGACAUCUCCAGCUCAGCAUCGGAUCACAGUUCACCAUGAAAACUGCUUUCUCUCUUAUUGUGGCGAUCAGUUGCUUGUCCGGUAUUUUGACAAAUGUUAUGGUUCAAGAUGGGAACUACACCUUUCCCUUGAAGGACGUGAAACAGUUGUGGACACUGAUGAACACAUUGCCAAAUGAUGACCCAGCAGUUGUCAAUGGCUCCUCACAUAGUCUCUGCCUUUCCUCCAAUCUACCCAAAGUGUUUCAAACAGUUUGUCUCUCGACUGAUGCCGCUCAGGUUUUGCACAGGCUGGAGAAAAUGGCAGUGAAAUCCGAUGAUUGUGAAAUCUGCGUGCACCCUGCCUGUACUGACUGUUAAUCUGUGGCACAGAGGUGGAGUUGCUGCCUUACAGCUCCAGAUACCCGGGUUCCUUCCCGAAUAUGGGUGCCGCCUGUCUGGAGUUUGUACGUUCUCCCCGUGACCUGCGUGUGCUUUCUCCGAGAUCUCCAGUUUCCUCCCACACUCCAAAGACAUAUAGGUUUGUAGGCUAAUUGGAUUGGUAAGUUGUAAAUUGCCCCUAGUGUGUGCAGGACAGCGUUAGUGUGUGGGGGUCGCUGGUUGGCACAGACUCAGUGGGCCAAAGGGCCUGUUUCUGCACUGUAUCUCUAAACUACACUAGACAAAGUGUCCACCACCUCCCAUGGCAGCAAUGGUUGAGAAUAAUUGAACAAAAUUAGAAGAGUAGCAAGAUGAUGAAUAUCUAAAUCCACCCAGUCUUCCUGUUAGUAAGUGUUGGAACUCCCAUUCAUCUCAAGCAAAUUGGUUGCUGCAUACUAGUGUUUGUCCCCAUCCUCAAACCUGCCAGGUGAAUAGGUGACUAUUAGAGGGACCACUGCCAAAGCUAUAAAUGGUCUCUCCAUUCUACACCUACAACAUUAUAACCUUCACCUCACCACUAACUCUCAGCAAUGCUUUAGAUAAUUUGUUGCUCCCUGGUAGUUUCCUUAGGAGGAGAAACUUUAGUAAUCUUGAAUGGACUCAGGUAGUUGCUCACUGAUGGUUCGAUUUGUCGAGAUUUACUGAAAGCAAAGUUGUUAUUUAUGUUUAUAGGCAUGCUUUUUUUCUCUGUUUAUAUUUGCUAUACAUUUUGAUAUAAUAAAAGUCAUCAA
Messenger RNA from Leucoraja erinaceus (little skate), 1152 nucleotides. RefSeq names its product guanylin-like. The coding region runs from base 38 to 361 and encodes 107 amino acids. The record is from RefSeq and is a predicted model, not a curated record. Gene Ontology annotation, molecular function: guanylate cyclase activator activity. Gene Ontology annotation, cellular component: extracellular region. NCBI's taxonomy places the organism in Eukaryota, Metazoa, Chordata, Chondrichthyes, Rajiformes, Rajidae. The transcript has 3 exons.